Messenger RNA from Suncus etruscus (white-toothed pygmy shrew), 2162 nucleotides. It is a transcript of the gene IFT74, whose product is annotated as intraflagellar transport 74. The record is from RefSeq and is a predicted model, not a curated record. The transcript has 20 exons. NCBI's taxonomy places the organism in Eukaryota, Metazoa, Chordata, Mammalia, Eulipotyphla, Soricidae. Gene Ontology annotation, molecular function: beta-tubulin binding. The coding region runs from base 92 to 1882 and encodes 596 amino acids. Gene Ontology annotation, cellular component: intraciliary transport particle B; cilium; centrosome. Gene Ontology annotation, biological process: intraciliary transport involved in cilium assembly; cilium assembly.
GCAUCUGGGGAAAAUAAAGCCCUACUGCCUCGGUGGAGCGGUGGAGUGCGGUCUUCCUCCUUGCUUUUUGGCGGAGUGGCUAAAGUAAACCAUGGCUAGUAAUCACAAACCUCCAACUGCUCGCCCAGUAUCCCGAGGUGGAAUUGGGUUGACAGGACGGCCUCCUUCUGGAAUGCGACCCCCAUCAGGAAGUGUUCGAGUGGCUACUGGAAUACCACCUGGAACGGCAAGACCGGGAUCUCGAGGCGGUUCCAUAGGGACAGGAGGAGUUCUUUCUUCUCAAAUCAAAGUUGCUGAUCGUCCUGUAACACAACAAGGUUUGAGUGGAAUGAAAACUGGAAUGAAAGGUCCUCAGAGGCAAAUUUUAGACAAGUCUUACUAUCUUGGCAUUCUUAGAAGUAAAAUAAAUGAAUUUACAACAGAAAUUAAUAAACUUCAGAAAGAAAAAGAAAUGUAUAAUCAAGAGAAUUCAGUGUAUUUGUCAUAUGAAAAGAGAGCUGAAUCUCUAGCUAUUGAAAUCAAAGAGCUUCAAGGACAACUGGCAGACUACAACAUGUUGGUAGAUAAACUUAAUACCAAUACUGAAAUGGAAGAAGUAAUGAAUGAUUACAAAGUGCUUAAAGCUCAAAAUGAUCGGGAAACACAAAGUAUGGACAUCAUAUUUACUGAAAGACAAGCAAAAGAAAAACAAAUUAGAGGUGUUGAAGAAGAAAUUGAACAAAAAAUGCAAGCAGCAGACUGCAUUAUAAAGAAUAUGCCACCUGAACAACAACUGAAAUACAUGGAAAUGAAAACCACAAAUGAAAAAUUAUUACAGGAAUUAGACACACUUCAGCAACAACUAGAUUCACUAAAUAUGAAAAAAGAGAGCAUGGAAUCUGAAAUAGCACACUCCCAAGUAAAACAAGAUGCUGUAUUGUUGUAUGAAAAACUUGAUGGAUUGGAAUCCCAUCGAGACCAAAUGAUUGAAGAAGACAAAAACAUGUUAUCACCAAAAGAAGAGAGAGAAAGAUUACUUAAGCAGGUCAAAGAAGAUAAUCAAGAAAUAGCCAGCAUGGACAGACAAUUAUCAGACAUAAGAGAAAAAAUUCAUCAUUUUAGUGAAGACAUCAGACAACUUGACAUGGAUUUAGAAGGACAUCAAGGUGAAAUGAAUCAGAGGUACAAGGAACUUAAAAAAAAGGAGGAAAAUAUGGAUACUUUUAUUGAGACGUUUGAUGAAACUAAGAAUCAGGAACUGGAAUGGAAAGUACAGUUAGAAGCCAGUAUUGUUGCACUUUUGGAGCAUUGUAGUAGAAACUUAAUUCGUAUGAAACAGAUAUCCUCUAUAACCAAUCAAGAGCUAAAGAUGAUGCAGGAUGACCUUACCAUUAAAUCUACUGAAAUGCAAAAAUCUCAAAGUACAGCUAGAAAUUUGACUUCAGAUAGUCAGCGUCUACAGUUGGAUCUACAGAAAAUGGAGCUUCUGGAAAGUAAGAUGACUGAGGAGCAACAAUCUCUAAGAAGUAAGAUUAAGCAAAUGACAGCUGAUCUGGAGACAUAUAAUGAUAUACCGACUUUAAAAUUAUCAGGCGAAGAAAAGAAAAAGAAAUUACAUCAGGAGAGAACAGUGUUAUCAGCGCGCAGAAAUGCCUUUAAAAAAAUAAUGGAGAAGCUAAACUUAGAGUACGAGACUCUAAAAACACAUUUACAAGAAAAUGAGACACAUUCUCAGCUUACAAAUUUGGAGAGGAAGUGGCAACACCAUGAGCAAAAUAAUUUUGUGAUGAAAGAAUUCAUAGCAACCAAGAGUCAAGAGAGUGAUUACCAACCAAUUAAGAAGAAUGUGGCCAAGCAGAUUGCAGAGUACAAUAAAACUAUUGUGGAUGCUCUACAAGCAUAAAAUGAAUCUGAGCCAAUAGUGAGGCUCAACACCAUCUUUCUGCUAAACUUUCUACAAGCUGACUGAAAAAUUAGCUUACCCUUGAAGAAUUUCCUUGUUCUUUGAAAAGUGAUAUUUUAAGUAGUGUGAUAGUUCAAGAAAGUUUGCCUAUAAAAAAUGUAUUACCUAUCUUUUGUUUUUAGUUUCUUGUUUUGGAGAUUUAAUAUAAUCCUGGAGUUGGAGUUGUGGUGCAAGCAUUGGGGCAUUUGCCUUGCACACACUAACCUAGGACGGAUUGUGG